AUGAUCUCACGACGCGACAAAUUGCUGCAGCAGCCGUGGGAGCAGCUGCGGUACGCCCAGCACCGCGAGAAGGUCAUGUCCGCCCGCCCAGCCAUCGACACCCACACGCCCCGUGCCCACGAGCACGUGCAGCGCAAGUGGAAGAAGCAGCAGGUCGAGCGGGAGCGCCAGCAGCAGAUCGAGCGGGAGAACCUGCGGCUCCUCCAGAAGCUGGGCGACAUCAUGCGCACCAAGCGCAUCAACAACCUCUGGCUGGAGCCGAGGCCCAAUUUCCUCAAUCGGGAGAAGCUCUUUCCCACCCGCCCGUACUCCAGUCUCCCGGAGAUCGUCACCAUUUACGGGAAACAACCGCCGGGCCCGCUCAUCUACGGCAUGCUGCCCAAGCCGACGGUCGUGGGUCGGUGUCCCACCUGCAGCGGCAAUCCGGAGCGCACCGAGGUGGCCAUUCCCGAGCAGCGCACUCCUUGGGCGCCGGAGCGGAAGUCCUGGAACCGGAAGCACCAGGAGCAGGAUAAGAAGCCGCGCUGCUACCACUGCGGAUUCGUAAAGACCACCGAACGCAAGUUCUUCGAGGAGUUCUCCUACUCCUACUCCUACGACGAAUGAUGGAGCUCGCGGAUUUAUAGUCAAAUAAAAGGAAAUUCAAGUUUA
Messenger RNA from Drosophila biarmipes, 651 nucleotides. RefSeq lists its product as uncharacterized. The record is from RefSeq and is a predicted model, not a curated record. Bases 1 to 606 code for a protein of 201 amino acids. Lineage: Eukaryota; Metazoa; Arthropoda; Insecta; Diptera; Drosophilidae. The transcript is spliced from 2 exons.